AUGGAGAGCUUCAUGGAGUCGCUAAACAGGCUGAAGGACGUCCAUGAGAAUGAGAUCACGGGCCUGCAGAACAAGCUUCUGGAACUGAACUCAGAGAGGUGCCGGGACGCCCAGAGGGCGGAGGAGCUCUGUGCCAAGAACCGCCAGCUCAGGGAGCAGCAGAGGGCGCUGAAGGAGAACCUGCGGGCGCUGGAGAACAGGCUGCGGGCGGGCCUGUGCGACCGCUGCAUGGUCACCCAGGAGCUGGCCAGGAAGAAGCAGCAGGAGUUCGAGAGCUCCCUGCUCCAGAGCCUGCAGCAUGUCUUCCUCCUCACAACCGAGCUGACCCGGCUGCAGGAGGAAAACGAUGCCUUGAAGGAGGAGGUGAAGCAGCUCCGGGGCCCAGGGGCCAAGCCCCAGUUCAGGGAGGGCGCCCCAGACCCCACGUCACCCCUGCUGUUCCCCUCCCUGGGCACCCGGAAGGCCGUCACUGAGAAGCCACUAGAAGGCCAUGAGGAGAUGGAGGAUGGCCACGCAGAAAGGCCAGUGGGGUACGGGACGUCUCCAGUAGCCAAAAUCUCCCCGGGUGCCAACCUGCCUGAGCCCCGGGCCCCGGACAUGAGCCCCCAGCACAUCUCCAACCAGCUACACGGGACCAUCGCCGUGGUGCGGCCAGGGUCUCGGGCCUGCUCCGCCAACCGGGGAUCCGUCAAUGGGACGUCCCCACUGCCGCCCCCCAGGAGCAGCCCCCCAAGCCCGCCUGGAGAGCACAGCCUCCCGCUGGACAGCGGGCUCCUCCUCGCCCACAGCUUCCUGCAGGCUUCUCUGCCCUCUGCCAAGCCCUGCGAGUCCCCGAAGCACUCCCUCCAGGCUGACCACCUCUGCCACCUGAACCGCCACCUGGCCCUACCCCGUAGGAGCCCUCACAGCGGCCCCCAGACCCCGGGCCUCAAGGCCGGGGAGGCGGAGGCCUGGGAGGAGCCCGCGGGUCUGCUGGGCCUGCCAGGCACCCUGGCGGGCGUGCGGGACCCGCGGCUGGAGGGAGCGCUGCACCUGCUCCUGGCCCAGCAGCUGUGGGCGCGGGGGCGGGCGGGCGGUGCCGGGCUGAAGGGCCCACCGGUGCCGGGGAAGGCGCCACCCUCCCCGCCUGCCGGCCCCCGCUCCGAGGGUCCCGGGGUCGGGGCGGCCGGGGCAGCCCUGCCCAGAGGGCAGCACCCACAGCCCGCAGGCCCAGGCAGUCCCGGGGCAAAGGAGGCCUCGGCCACACAGGACUAUGUCCCAGACAAGCCCCUGGACCUCUCGGAGUGGGGUCGGGGCCGGGACGGCGCCCCCAAACCUGCCAGCCAGGCAGGAUCACUCAGCCCCCCAGGUGCCCACACGCCCAGCCCCAAACCACCCCUGGGAGUAGAGGCCGCUGCACAGCCUGGGGUCCAGGGACUCGGCAACGGCCCCGAGGGCGCCGAAGAGCCUCCGACUUCCACGGAGCCCUCACAUUCUCUCCCAGGCCCCAGCCUGCCCUCUCCACGUGGGCCAGGAGAUGAGGACACAGGGAGGCCGAGGCCGCCCCCCUGCCCGCAAAGGCCUGAUGGAGACGGCCACCCCGGUGAGGAUGAGUACUGACAGCUCAGCAAAGCCCAAGGACAGUGGCCGGAGUCGGAUGAGCUAGACAAGCCAGACACCUUGGACAGCGAGGUCGGGCUGAGCACCGAGGCGGGGGCCACGCGGAGCUUGCCAGCCGAGGGACCCAGGGGGUUCUGCGCCACGGAGCGUGGGCGGGGCCCACAGAAGAGGAAGCGGGCCUCAGACCAGUGGAGCAAAGGCCUGCGUCGCAGGCUGGGCUGUGGCCGCCACAAUGCGCCACUGUUGCCGGGAAGGUGA
Molecule: messenger RNA, 1857 nt
Organism: Mesoplodon densirostris (Blainville's beaked whale)
Lineage: Eukaryota; Metazoa; Chordata; Mammalia; Artiodactyla; Ziphiidae
Gene: RBBP8NL
Product: RBBP8 N-terminal like
Exons: 13
Biological process (GO): double-strand break repair via homologous recombination; DNA double-strand break processing involved in repair via single-strand annealing
Cellular component (GO): site of double-strand break
Molecular function (GO): double-stranded DNA binding; single-stranded DNA binding; damaged DNA binding
Source: RefSeq, a predicted model, not a curated record